This is a messenger RNA of Hermetia illucens (black soldier fly), 444 nucleotides long. RefSeq names its product dendritic arbor reduction protein 1-like. NCBI's taxonomy places the organism in Eukaryota, Metazoa, Arthropoda, Insecta, Diptera, Stratiomyidae. The transcript has a single exon. The record is from RefSeq and is a predicted model, not a curated record. The coding region runs from base 1 to 444 and encodes 147 amino acids.
AUGCCAAUCGCAACGUCGGAGCAGCAGCAACGGCAACAUCUGCAACAUGAAAAACGUGAACGUGAACAACGGCAACAUCAAGAACAAUAUGUGAAGCAACAACAACAGAACGAGCAACAACAUCACCAAGAUGGAGAGAUGUGCUUUGAAGUCGUCAUCCAAGAAGAGGAAGAGGAUUCGGCGAAUUCAACUUCAUCCACAACCAGUACCCCACCAGCUUUAAGGACUCAAUCCUUAGUCAUCCGUGGUCUUCACAGAGAGACAGACCCGGCUGACAUAAUGGGCGAACUCAAUGAAGAGUAUCUGAUACCUAAAGGUGAAAAGCGUGUCGAAUCUAGUCACGCGAGUCGACAAGCUUCUGCACAGCCAGAACCCGGCACUUCCAUUGAAAUUGCAAUCGGGGCUGUUCAUGGCUACUUUCGAGCUAGAACAAGAGCUCAAUGA